AAGCAGAAUGGCUACAAAUCUUGAUCCACACACCAAUUUUUCCCGAGCUUGCCGGGCCAUUGUUGACCUAAAUACUGACAUAUUAAGGGAUGAGCUGAGUUCUCAUGUCUCACCAUCAGAUAUAGCCAGCAGAGCUACUGCCUGUACCAAACUACCAAAACUCCGACCCGAACAAUGGACAGCAAUCAACAACGCCGCCACUAAAGGUUCCUACGAAGAUUUCGACAGCUCUCUGUUGUAUAUCAUGAUAAGAAAUUUAAGCUCACUUCCGCCACCUAAACUUGGAUGGAAUAAAAAGCCUCUUGCGACAGACCUCUCAGUGGCAGCAGAUGUAGAAAGGAUCCACUACUAUAGAAAUGAAGUUUAUGGACAUACCACUCGAGCACAAAUAUCAUAUUCUGAAUUCCAAGUUAUUUGGUUGGAUCUCGAAAAGAUAUCUGAAAGAUUUGAUAAAAACAGACCGGGCAAAAACUAUAAAAAGAAACUGGUCGACUUGAGUCAAUGCUGCAUGGAUGAAGAGAUGAGGAAAGUCAUGGAGGAGAAAUUGAAGUCGAAUACAUUGUUAGAGGAAGAAAAGAAGCAGCGACAUUUGGUUGAUGAUUGGAAAAUCCAGGACAAAAGAUUCGCCGAGACCAGGGCUUGUAGAGCUGUCAGAGAAGAACUAAAGACAAAAAAUAUUGUAACUAUUGUAGGUAAUUCUGGAUCUGGGAAAUCAUUUAUAGCGCGUCACGUGGCGUUAGAAUAUGAAGCAGACGGUUGGCAUGUAUUUCCAAUUGAUUAUGUUUUAGAAUUUAAACGAAUUGCAGACCCGUCCUCUCCACAUCGACAGUUCUUUGUCUUGGAUGACCCAGUUGGAAAAUAUUAUUUAGACGAAGUUUUCUUCAAUGAAUGGUUAAAGAUCGACAAAUCUUUGAGCAAAAUCUUUGUCAAUAACAACAUUAAAGUUGUGAUCUCUUGUCGUAAGUCGGUAAUGUGUGAAGUGACUUAUGCAUGUACGUUAAGUUCUAAUGUUGUUGAAAUCGAUGAUCAGAACCUGCAAUUAGAUAAUGAAGAGAAAAAGAGAAUUUUACAAUGUUAUGUAGGAAAAGAUGUGCUGGGAGACAAAGAAAUUGAAGUAAUCAUAGGAGCCACACUACUUUUUCCGUUGUUAUGCCGACUUUUUACUGAAAAUGAAUAUACAAAAAGCGGAAUUCAAUUUUUCCAAAAUCCAACUCCCGUGGUCAAAGGUGAAAUAAAUAAAUACAAAGCAAGGAAGAAAGAGAAGUAUUUAGCUCUUGUCCUUCUAGUCCUAUAUGGAGGCACUCUUGAUAUUGACAAAUUUCUGGAUUUAAACCAGAGUAGAUCAAAAUUUGAAGAAAUUUGUGAGGUCUGUGAAGUAGAAAGAAGCAUUUCAAGAGUUGUUAUUGUUAACAAUCUAGAUUCUCUUGUUGGAUCAUUUGUACAAAAAGUGGGGUCAACCUUUAGUUUUCUGCAUGAUUUUCUGGAGGAUGUAACGGGAUUUGCUUUUGGAGAAAAUUCUCCGGCAACGUUACUUAAAUACUGCAAUUUGAAAUUCAUCAGACAAAAGGUACGGGUUAUAACGAAAAAUGAUAUGAAUAUAGAUCAUAGCGAAAAUGAUUUCUGUAUAAUCCUUGAUGAAAAAUAUAUCGACCCUCUCGUGGAUAGAUUUUUAAAGGAAAUAUCUCUGAACAACGGUGUUGAAGUGUGUCUGUGUCUAUCCUUACGUCAUGAGAAAGUUGUCAAAAAUAUUUCAAAUCGCAUAGACGACCUUGCAAUCGACGACGUUAUAAACGUAUGGAUAAGUUACCAAAAUCAGAAUAUAAUAUUACCUUGUUUAGACGCUGUUUUUGAAGAGGAACGAAAAUGUUUUGUAAACAGAUUUGGUAUAAUUGAGGGAAAUUCCACACUUUCUAUAUUAGAUCUUUUAUUAAUGUACAAUCAUGAUAAAAUAUGUGAAUGCAUACUUAAACGACUUAGAAAUGAAAAGUUUACAUUAAGUACUAUAGAUGGGAGGAAAUUAUUUUUAUCAAGCUGCAUAAAUGGAAACAUUGAACUUGCACAAAGAGUAACAUUUCUUUGUGGAGGAGAUAUAUUGGUGGAACAUUCAUAUGACAACGAAAACUUUAUGCCUUUGCAUCUUUCUGCGGCGUUUAAUAAUGUCAAUAUUUCUAAUUUUUUACUGCAAAUGAAGUGUGAUGUUAAUUGUCACAUAAUUGGCUUCACAGCAUUACAUUUUGCUGUCUGUAAUGAGCAUUAUGACUCUGCAAAGAUGCUCCUGGAAAACAAAGCCAAUGUUAACAUGUGUUCAAAUGACAGCGAUCGUACUCCAUUAUUUUGUGCCUGUGAAGAUGGAUUCGAGAAAAUAGUUCACCUUCUGCUACAGUAUGAGGCUGAUGUAAACAUUUGUAUGUGCGAUGGCAUAAGUCCUCUUUAUAUUGCUUGUGAUUAUGGGUUUUCAAACAUAGUAAAAAUGCUCCUUGGAAAAAAUGCUGACGUAAAUUUAUGUGAAAACAGCGGCUGGAGUCCACUUUCUAUUGCUGCGGACAAAGGUAAUAUCAGCAUUGUAGAAAUACUAUUGAAAAAGAACGCUGAUGUUAAUAUCUGUGAUAAUACAGACAUGAGUCCACUUUUGAAAGCUUCCAUAAAUGGUCAUGCAGACGUUGUACAAUUACUUUUGGAUAAUAAGGCCAAUGUAAAUUUAUGUGAUAGGGAUGGUGAGAGUCCACUUUUCUGGGCUUCAAGAAAUGGUCAUGCAGAUGUUGCCCAAUUACUCGUGGAAAAUAAGGCCGACGUUAAUUUAUGUAAUAGUAAUGGUGAGAGUCCACUUUCCUGGGCUUCAAGGAAUGGUCAAACAAACGUUUUACAAAUACUCUUGGAAAACAAGGCCGAUGUAAAUUUAUGUUACAAAGAUGGAUUGAGUGCACUUUCAGAAGCUUCCAAGAAUGGUCAUGUACAAUUACUUGUGGAAAAUAAAGUCAAUGUAAAUUUAUGUGAUAGUACUGGUCGCAGUCCACUUUUCUGGGCUUCCUGCAAUGGUCAUACAAACGUUUUACAAAUACUCGUGGAAAAUAUGGCCGAUGUAAAUUUAUGUGACAAGGAUCGAUAUAGUCCACUUCAUUGGUCUACUAUCAAUGGUCAUAAAUACAUUGUUGAAAUACUUUUAGAAAAUAAAGCUGAUGUUAAUAUUUGUUCAAGUUACGAUGAUCGAACGCCAUUAUUUUGUGCCUGUGAAGAUGGAUUCGAGAAAAUAGUUCACCUUCUGCUACAGUAUGAGGCUGAUGUAAACAUUUGUAUGUGCGAUGGCAUAAGUCCUCUUUAUAUUGCUUGUGAUUAUGGGUUUUCAAACAUAGUAAAAAUGCUCCUUGGAAAAAAUGCUGACGUAAAUUUAUGUGAAAACAGCGGCUGGAGUCCACUUUCUAUUGCUGCGGACAAAGGUAAUAUCAGCAUUGUAGAAAUACUAUUGAAAAAGAACGCUGAUGUAAAUAUCUGUGAUAAUACAGGCAUGAGUCCACUUUCAAAAGCUUCCAAGAAUGAUCAUGCAGACGUUGUACAAUUACUUUUGGAUAAUAAGUCCGACGUUAAUUUAUGUGAUAGUAAUGGUGAGAGUCCACUUUUCUGGGCUUCAAGGAAUGGUCAUGCAGAUGUUGCCCGAUUACUCGUGGUAAAUAAGGCUGACGUUAAUUUAUGUAAUAGUAAUUGUGAGAGUCCACUUUUCUUGGCUUCCAGCAAUGGUCACUCAAACAUUGUACAAAUACUAUUGGAAAAUAAGGCCGAUAUAAGAAUGAUAAAAGUCCACUUUUAA
Saccostrea cuccullata (small rock oyster) is the source of this 3802-nucleotide messenger RNA. RefSeq names its product ankyrin-3-like. Lineage: Eukaryota; Metazoa; Mollusca; Bivalvia; Ostreida; Ostreidae. Gene Ontology annotation, cellular component: cytoplasm; nucleus. The transcript is spliced from 4 exons. The record is from RefSeq and is a predicted model, not a curated record. Gene Ontology annotation, molecular function: protein binding. The coding region runs from base 8 to 3802 and encodes 1264 amino acids.